UAUAGAGGCGGUACUUCCUGUGCGGCCCGGCGGCUCUGCCUGAGCGCGGCGAGUGGCGGGGCCCGGCGGAGUUGGUAGCGCCAUGUUCCGCCGCAAGCUCACGGCGCUCGAUUACCACAACCCGGGCGGCUUCAACUGCAGGGAUGAAACAGAAUUCAGAAAUUUUAUUGUCUGGCUGGAGGACCAGAAAAUCAGACACUACAAGAUUGAAGACCGAGGGAAUUUAAGAAACAUACACAGUGAUGACUGGCCCAAAUCGUUUGAGAAGUAUAUGAAGGAUGUAAACUGUCCUUUCAAAAUGCAGGAACGACAGGAGACUGUGGACUGGCUGCUUGGGUUAGCAGUUAGGCUGGAGUAUGGAGAUAAUGCUGACAAGUAUAAGGACUCCACCCCUGAUGGUGCUAAACAUACUGACAGUACAGCCAAAAAUGCAGAGCCACUGAUUAACUUGGAUGUGAAUAAUCCUGAUUUCAAGGCUGGAGUGAUGGCUUUAGCUAAUCUGCUUCAAAUCCAGCGACACGAUGAUUAUUUGGUAAUGCUGAAGGCAAUUCGCAUUUUGGUUCAGGAACGCUUGACGCAGGAUGCCAUAGCGAAGGCCAAUCAGUCCAAAGAGGGUUUGCCCGUUGCCUUAGAGAAACACAUUCUUGGUUUUGACACAGGAGAUGCUGUUAUCAAUGAAGCUGCCCAGAUUCUGCGGUUGCUGCACAUAGAGGAGCUCCGAGAGCUGCAAACAAAGAUCAACGAAGCCAUCGUAGCAGUUCAGGCCAUUAUUGCUGAUCCCAAGACUGACCACAGACUGGGAAAAGUAGGGAGAUGAAGGGAUUGGAGCCUGCAGUCUCUCGUGUACUUAGUAUGGCUAGGCACUACGUACAGCCCUGUACAACUCUGGCAUGCAGUUUGCAAUGGAUGUUAUCUCACUGAUCUGAAAGAAAACAGGAAGUCGAAUUCUGACUGUUCUAGCAAAUUAUCAUCCUUCUUUCAAUAAAUGAAGUCGGGGAAGUAGAAACAAA
Molecule: messenger RNA, 1010 nt
Organism: Tympanuchus pallidicinctus (lesser prairie-chicken)
Lineage: Eukaryota; Metazoa; Chordata; Aves; Galliformes; Phasianidae
Gene: RTRAF
Product: RNA transcription, translation and transport factor
Exons: 8
Coding region: 83-817 (244 amino acids)
Biological process (GO): tRNA splicing, via endonucleolytic cleavage and ligation
Cellular component (GO): tRNA-splicing ligase complex
Molecular function (GO): RNA binding
Source: RefSeq, a predicted model, not a curated record